This is a messenger RNA of Saccharomyces eubayanus, 954 nucleotides long. RefSeq names its product alkaline dihydroceramidase (gene YDC1). The coding region runs from base 1 to 954 and encodes 317 amino acids. The record is from RefSeq and is a predicted model, not a curated record. Lineage: Eukaryota; Fungi; Ascomycota; Saccharomycetes; Saccharomycetales; Saccharomycetaceae. Gene Ontology annotation, cellular component: endoplasmic reticulum membrane. The transcript has a single exon. Gene Ontology annotation, biological process: ceramide biosynthetic process; ceramide catabolic process.
AUGUUGUUCAGUUGGCCUUAUCCAGAAGCCCCAAUUGAAGGUUACUGGGGCAAACCUACCUCUUUGAUCGAUUGGUGCGAGGAAAACUAUGUUGUGUCUCCCUAUAUUGCAGAAUGGUCGAAUACUUUCACGAACAGUAUAUUUUUAAUGACCGCCUUUUAUUCUACAUACAGUGCUUGGCGUAAUAAACUGGAAACGAGGUUCGUAUUGAUAGGGCUCGGGUUCUCGCUGGUUGGUAUUGGUUCAUGGUUGUUCCACAUGACUUUACAGUACCGUUACCAAUUAUUGGAUGAAUUACCAAUGCUGUAUGCAACCAUCAUCCCAUCGUGGAGCAUUUUCGCAGAAACUCAAGAACUAUUGAUCAAAGAUGAAAAAAAGAGAAAGGAAAGCUCAUUUAGAAUCCAGAUGGUCAUUUCUUUCAUUAUGUGUGGUAUAGUCACCGUUUUGACUUGGCUGUACGUUGUCGUUCAAAAACCUGCGAUUUUCCAAGUUCUUUAUGGUAUCUUGACCGUUUUGGUGGUGAUUCUUUCUGGUUUAUUGACUUUCAACCACGUCCAUGACCCGGUCGCAAAAAAGAACCUUUUCAUCACUAUGGUUAUGGGUAUGGUGCCGUUUGUCAUUGGGUUCAUUUUCUGGCAAUUAGAUAUUCACUUGUGUUCUUUUUGGAUUUACGUAAGAAGAACGUAUUUGGCCUUGCCACUGGGUGUCUUUUUGGAACUACAUGCCUGGUGGCAUCUUUUGACCGGUACAGGUGUCUACAUCUUUGUCGUAUAUUUGCAAUAUCUAAGAAUAUUGACUCAUGGAAAUGCAGACGAGUUUGUAUUCAUUUGGAGAUGGAGAUUUUUCCCUGAGUUGGUAAGAAAGGGUUUGCCAAUCGGCACCUCUUACUCAACCGAGUAUAUGGGACCAAUUGUCAAUGCACAAUCAGAAAACGGAACAAAAAAAAAUAACUAA